Cricetulus griseus (Chinese hamster) is the source of this 1023-nucleotide messenger RNA. Lineage: Eukaryota; Metazoa; Chordata; Mammalia; Rodentia; Cricetidae. The record is from RefSeq and is a predicted model, not a curated record.
AUGGAUGAAAGUAGAUCAUGGAGCGAAGAAAAACAGUUAUUUGAUACUUACCUAGAUUUCGUGAAAGGGAGACACUGGGAAAUUCUGCGGAGAGGGUUGGGAAAAUUCAAGUUUGACUAUGACAUCACCAACAUGGGAUCGACACAGACCAUGAUCUUCCUGCCGCUGAUGUUGAGCCUCGGCUUGCACCUUCAUCAUAUAGCAGCAAGCUGUCUUUCCCUUUCAGCUUUAUUCACAGUGACAGUCCCCAAGGAAGUGUACACAGUAGAGUUCAGCAGCAACGCGAGCCUGGAGUGUGAUUUUGACCUCAGUGAAUGCACGGAGCUUGGAGAAAUCAGAGCCAGCUUGCAGAAGGUAGAAAACGAUACCUCUUCGCUGAGUGAAAGAGCCACCCUGCUGGAGGAGGCGCUGCCACUAGGGAAGGCUUUGUUCCACAUCCCCAGUGUCCACUUGAGAGAUGCUGGGCAGUACCGCUGUCUGGUCAUCUGCGGGGCUGCCUGGGACUACAAGUACCUGACGGUGAAGGUCAAAGCUUCUUACAAGAAGAUAGACACUAGGAUCCUAGAGGUCCCAGGGACAGGGGAGGUGCAGCUCACCUGCCAGGCUAGAGGUUACCCACUAGCAGAAGUGUCCUGGCAAAACGUCAGUGUUCCUGCCAACACCAGCCACACCAGGACCCCUGAAGGCCUCUACCAGGUCACCAGUGUUUUGCGCCUAAAGCCCCAACCUGGCAGAAACUUCAGCUGCAUGUUCUGGAAUGCUCACAUGAAGGAGCUUACAUCAGCCAUCAUUGGCCUUCUGGGUUGGACUGAACCCAAGGUCCCCAGAACAUCACCACUUCAUGUUCUCAUCCCGUUUUGCAUCAUUGCUUUAAUCUUCAUAGCCGCAGUGAUAGCCCUGAGGAAGAAGCUCUGUGGAAAGCUGUAUUCUAGACAUAGGUGUUUACAUUCGCUGGGCAAAGGUCUCCUUGCCAGAGCAGAUCCCCAUAAAGAUCACAUCAAACUGUCAUGGCUGAAGAGAUAG